UUGAGUUUGCGACCGUUUUCUUGUUUGGCAGUUAGCGAAAGAUUUCAAGAGUUCAUUGUAAACUGCAUACAAUGAUUCAGUUGAUGAAGACCGAACUUGUCACUGUGGAUAAACUGCACCAUAAAGAGUGUUCAGCCUUCUGUCCUACGGACCAGGACUCCAACAAGUGCCAGUGCGGCCUCAUCUUCAACUACCACUCCACCGAGGCACAACAGAACAAGGGGUCCAAAUGGACCAGCGAGACUUGCACCACUAACAAACCACUGGACUGCUACGGCACACUUGAGUUCAAUGUGGAAGACGUGGGCAUCCAAACGAGUAAGUUUGUGCGUGUGGGGUGUGAUGUGGACGUGGCGGUGCUGGUGCGCUUCCUCAGACACCUGUGGCAAUUGGACCAGCCCAGCCUCAUCAUAUCCAUGACUGGGGGAGCAUUCGACUUCAACAUGCAGAAAGAUGACCUGGACGAGCUUAAGGCUGGAAUCUACGAGUUGGCCACUACUAAGGACGUUUGGACCAUAACAGGGGGCACUGACGCGGGAAUCAUGAAGAUCUGUGGGGACGCAGUAAAGGACCACUCUGUCAGCACGGGAGCCCACGAGGGGGGAGAAAAACUGGCCAUGAUAGGUGUUGCCACCUGGGGUUCGAUUGCGAAUCACAGACUACUGGUGCCUGGACUGGGGGAGAAGGCACCCUUCACAAGGAGGUAUUCGGCAGACCCUGGUCAGAUUGGACUGAACCCAUACCACACACACUUCGUACUCGUAGACGACGGAUCCACAGGUUUCUUCGGCCGGGAACAAACAUUGCGGGGACUACUGGAGAAGGAACUAUGCGCCUCCACCCCCAUACCUCUCGAACUACAACCCUCAGCUGAAUACGGCAUCAAAACAGAGGAAAUGGCUGAGGGGCAGGAGAAUGGAGGCGGGGGAGGGGGAGGGGGAGAUAAUGAAGAUGCUGAAGUUGAAAUGGGCAUUCCUAUCGUCAGUGUAAUAGUCGAAGGAGGACCGGGAUCUGUUGAUACAGUGAGAAAUUCGCUCAAAACGGGAGCGCCCUGUGUUGUAAUCGGAGGUUCCGGACGGGGUGCUUCUCUGCUAGAAGCAGCGUGUGAGAAACUGGACGAGCACGGAACAGACGACCCAGAACAGAUCUCUUCUGAUCUAAAAAAUAUCACACUUCAGUUCCUGAGAGGGGGUAAUCUAGAUGAAAACGUGGCAAUGGUCAAAGAGUGUCUUCAGUAUCGAAACCAAAUUAGGGUUUUCCAGUUGGACCAGGAUGAAAACGCAACCACCAGCGACCUGGAUAAAGCCGUCUUGAGCACAUUGUUGAAUAUUGGCUCUUUGAAUUUUGCACAGCAACUAGACUUUGCUCUCCUUUGGGACAGACCAGACAUGCUGAAGGACAUCUUCGAGGCAGAGACGAACAAGAAGGAGAGGGAGAACAAAAAGCUACUCGGACACUUCUUCUCGAAGUCAAUGAUUGAAGACAGGGUCGACUUCGUCGCAUUCCUCGCCGACAAGAUUGACCUCAAAACUUAUUUGACCAAGGCGGUGGUUGAUGACAUGUACCAGAAGACUUUGGACGACAAUCGGAACUGUUUCCUGAUGAGUGGACUGGAGCAGCACGGAGGUUCCGACAACUCUCACCACAGCAUCGAGAGUGUGAUCAAAUGGCUGCACGAUGACCUUAAUUUCGACUACAUGCCAACCUACACUACAUGCCAACCUACAGUGAACAAUCCAGGACCCUUUAUUACACAGGACAAAGUGGAGAACCCACGCAGUGAGCGACAAAAGGAGAAGAAAAGAAGUAAGAGCUCCAGUAGCUCCCUCUCCAAAGUGUGUCCCUCCCUCUACAAGGGAGAAGAAAUCAUUUUCCUGGCACCAGAAAAGGCUCUCUUCCUAUACUCCGUCUUGUUCCUCAGGUAUGACCUGGCGAUGUUGUGGUGGGAGAGGAUGCCCAGUAAGAUCUGCGGGAGUCUCACUGCCGCCGCCUUCUGCUCCUCCAUCCUCAACACUUUCCACAUCAAGACCCACACGGAGGAACUAGAAGUGGCGAAGAGUUUGCGCCAGACGUUUCAAGACAGAGCAGUCGGUCUGCUGAACACUUGCCAAUCCGUGGAUCCCAAUCUUACCAAAAAAAUUUUGGAGUCGAGUCAUCUGACUUGGGGCGGGAGGAGUGCAAUAGAGGUGGCCCAGAUGACGAGCAACAUCCAGUUCAUCAGUCAAUCCGCCUGUCAAUCAAUCAUACAGGACAGGUGGAUGGGGGGUAUUGCGAAUCAGACUCCGUUCUGGCAACUAGUCAUCUGCUCCUUCUUCCCUCCCCUCAUUGGCUACAUGAUCUGGUUCAAGCAGGAACUGGAACAGAUCCGAAGGUCCAAAAUCGAAAAGAACGACAUCACCAGAAUCAGCAAAAAGGACACUAAGAUGGGGGUGUAUACGAAAUGGCGGGACUUCUACAAGGCGCCAGUUACCACCUUCAUCUUACACUUCGCAGCCAAUCUAGUCUUCAUUGGACUAUUCUCUUAUAUGGUCCUACAAAAGAUAGAAUCGAGGCCCACGAUUGUUGAGCGUAUUGUGAUUGGCUGGAGUCUCAUUCUCAACCUUCAGAUCAUCAAAGACUAUCUGUCCAUGUCCGACUCCAACCUCCUCCGAAAGGCAUCCUCACUCGAUAAGGUUGAGUCAUGGUCCCGAGUGGACUUCGCUGUGCUGCUUCUGUUCCUCUGUGGGGUGAUAGUGAGGAGUUUGGGCUAUGACAGUAAGGAUGCCCUGGAUGUGACUCACUUACUUUAUGUGUUUUCACUCAUGUGCUACAUCGUCAAAGUACUCGCGUACAUGGCACUCAGCGACAGACUAGGUCCCCUGGUGGAAAUGUGCUUCAAGAUGCUGAACGACAUCAUCAUCUUCAUGUCCAUACUGUCCUUCGUCAUAGUGGGCUAUGGAAUCGCGGUCCAGGCACUCAUGUACCCAGGACAGAACAAGCCCCUCUUCGGAAUAGUGUGGGGCAUCGUGAUCAGUCCAUUCUUCGAGAUGGUCGGCAACCUGGACUUCCAGAGUAUAGGCGCAUCAUCCACCGCCAAAUGCGACAUUGCGACUGACGAGCUGACGUAUCCCUACGAAGUGUGUCCGGACGAGGGCUGGAAGACGAGGGUCCUGCUAGUCCUCAAGAUGCUCUACAUCCUAAUAGCCAAUGUCAUGCUUCUCAACGUCCUCAUCGCUCUCUUCAGCUACAGAUUCACGGAAAUCCAAGAAAUGUCUCAGGAGUAUUGGAAGUACGCACGAUUCCUCCUCACUGGGGAAUAUGCGAAUAAAAGUGAGCUGCCGCCUCCCUUCAACAUCAUCCAACUGAUCUAUUACGUCAUCAAGGCCAUCGUCAAGAGAGAGAUGCCCAGGUGGAAGUUUAUCAAGCGAGAGCUGAAGGCAAGUGAGAAACAUCAAGUGCACAAAUGGGAGGACCUCAGAGCGGCCGAGCUCCUCCGGAAACAAGCGAAAGAAGUAGAGGAGAAUAUCUCGAACAAGGUGGCACGAAUAGAAAAACGACUCGGAAAACUGUCCAAGACCAGCCAGAACGUCGAGAACUCCUUGCGCAAAAUGGGUGUGUUGCAGAAAAAACCGAGUGCAGAUGAGAAUUUCGAUUCCGGGUCCAAAAUAAAGCAGGUGUCCGAAGCAGCCGAAAGACCCAGCACAAAGCAGUUCGAGUCGGACUUGGCUUCUAUCAAAACAACACUGGCUAGACUUGAAAGUUUGAUGAAUCAGAGUGUUAAACAGGCAUCGGCCUCAGAAAGAGAGGCUCGGCCUGGCGGACUCCCGGACCAAACUAAAACAAAAACAGGUGUCAGAAGCAGCCAAAAUUCCGAAUACAAAACAGUUGGAGCAGGAUUUGGUUUCAUUCCAACUAACACUGACUAGACAGUUUGAUGAAACAAACAACACUGCCUUGACUCGAAAGUUUGAUGAACCAGAGUGUUAAACAGGCAUCAGCCUCAAGAAGCUAGACUCGGCCCGGUCCCAAAUAGAAUCAAUAAUUAAUCCUUCAUCAAGCGCCGUGCUACUUCGUCCUUUAACUUAAGCUGAUGUACAAAUUGUAAUCUAAAUUUCUAUUUUUUUCUGAUAGAAUUAGAAUAUCAUGACUUGA
Symsagittifera roscoffensis is the source of this 4131-nucleotide messenger RNA. Its product is annotated as transient receptor potential cation channel subfamily M member-like 2. Gene Ontology annotation, cellular component: plasma membrane. NCBI's taxonomy places the organism in Eukaryota, Metazoa, Xenacoelomorpha, Acoela, Convolutidae. Gene Ontology annotation, molecular function: ligand-gated calcium channel activity. The transcript has 22 exons. Gene Ontology annotation, biological process: calcium ion transmembrane transport. Bases 72 to 3905 code for a protein of 1277 amino acids. The record is from RefSeq and is a predicted model, not a curated record.